CCAUUCCGGGCGCCGGGAGGCAGCGCGUCCAGCCCCUGCCGCGGCUCAGCCUGGGCAGGAAGACGCUGGUGGCGGCGGCCGUCGGGGUGGUGAUGCUGCUGCUGCUGGUGGUGCUGAUCCCGGUGCUGGUCAGCUCGGUGGGCCUGGACGGCCACUACGAGAUGCUGGGCGCCUGCCGCAUGGUCUGCGAGCCCUACGGCCCGGCCGCCCCCACCAGCGCCAGCAUCCGCGCCAGCGGGCCGCCCCUGCCGCCCUCCACGCUGCUCCAGGGCCCCCAGGGCAAGCCCGGCCGGCCGGGCAAGCCGGGGCCGCCGGGGGAGCCGGGGCCGCCGGGGCCCGUGGGGCCGCCGGGCGAGAAGGGCGAGGCGGGCAAGGCCGGGGCCCCGGGGCUGCCGGGCCCGGCCCUGGCCAGCGGGGCCAUCAGCACGGCCACCUACACCACCGUGCCGCGCGUGGCCUUCUACGCCGGCCUCAAGAACCCGCACGAGGGCUACGAGGUGCUCAAGUUCGACGACGUGGUCACCAACCUGGGCAACAACUACGAGGCGGCCACCGGCAAGUUCACCUGCAACAUCCCCGGCACCUACUUCUUCACCUACCACGUCCUGAUGCGGGGCGGCGACGGCACCUCCAUGUGGGCCGACCUCUGCAAGAACGGGCAGGUGAGGGCCAGCGCCAUCGCGCAAGACGCGGACCAGAACUACGACUACGCCAGCAACAGUGUCAUCCUCCACCUGGACGCCGGAGACGAGGUUUUCAUCAAGCUGGACGGAGGCAAAGCCCACGGCGGCAACAAUAACAAAUAUAGCACCUUUUCGGGUUUUAUCAUCUACUCGGACUAAGGGCCGCGCGGCCACGUGGACCCCAAGCCUCCUGCAGGUCUCUAUACAAGGCAAAGGCGGCAGAGGAAUCCUCUCUCCCCUACACCCCCCAAUAACAUCUUUGCCCAUGGCUGAGCUCCCCCCCCUGGGAGGCAGGAGGUGUGGCUGUUGAGGGCCUCUUGCCGUGACAUCUCGGGGCCACAGCAGAUGAGCAACAAACAACUGGCGACCCCCACCACUCCUGCCUCUGCUGGAGCAACCCCUGCCGUGAAGCCUUCCAACGGGGCACUUGUGUAUAUGGGAAGAGGAGGACUAACGGAAGGGGAGGUCUUGCUCAAGGGACUUGGGGGGGGGGGCGGAGGUUGUGGGAAUCCGGAGAAUCGGUCAUUUCACUGAAACAUACGUUCAGUUCAUCUCUCUCCCGUGGAGUUUGCUGACAUUUGAAGGGGAACCGGAGGAGGGAAUUUCAGUUAAGAUCCCUAAGUCUUCACACCAAAAAGCCAAAGUUCCAGAUCUGGAGUUCAGGACAGAGUUCAGGACAGAUUCCACCUCUGUGUUCCAUUGCAGGGGAAACGCAUGUUGUUUAAAACACGGAAAACCCAUUUCCUGAAAUGCAAUUAAUAUCAACAUUCCGAAUUUUGCAAAAUGCUGACAUCCCAAAGUGCUGUGAAAUUCAGGGCUUGGUUCCGUUUCCCUCCGUAGGCAGGCAGGGGUUUUACCAACAGACUCUCCUGGCUGUUGUCAGCCCCUUUGAGUCUGCAGUUGCUGGUCUGCAGUUGCUGUCCUGGAGAAGUUAGCAAUUCCUGAUCAUCCCAGAAUCUGCAAGUGGCCUCCCUGGUCCAUCGCAACAUCAAAACACAAAAUACCAAACAAACACAGCAUGCAGUUAUUUAUCCCAGUGUUCCCCACCUGUAACGUAUUCUAAACUUAGAUAACACCUUAGGACAUACGAAUGCAUCCUUUCCCCCUGCUUACCUGCACCAGGUGUUCUUAUUUCUUAAAGUGACCUGGAAACCCCCCCCCCCCCCCGAGAAAGGACAGCCACCAGCCCCCAAGCAGCCCCAAACAGUCUUCUUAAGUGCUCUCAAUCACAAGUAUUCCUUUCUCCACUGAGAGAUCAAUUCCUGUAGUCACCCUACCAUUCUGGCUCUACACACACACACACACACGUACACACACACACGUACACACACACACAUAUAUACACACACAUAUAAAUAU
Messenger RNA from Sphaerodactylus townsendi, 2042 nucleotides. It is a transcript of the gene C1QL1, whose product is annotated as complement C1q like 1. Bases 93 to 842 code for a protein of 249 amino acids. The transcript is spliced from 2 exons. Gene Ontology annotation, molecular function: protein binding. Lineage: Eukaryota; Metazoa; Chordata; Lepidosauria; Squamata; Sphaerodactylidae. The record is from RefSeq and is a predicted model, not a curated record.